Molecule: messenger RNA, 2094 nt
Organism: Prunus armeniaca (apricot)
Lineage: Eukaryota; Viridiplantae; Streptophyta; Magnoliopsida; Rosales; Rosaceae
Source: the annotation of a GenBank genome assembly
AUGGAUUCAACGCCAGCUCAACGUCGCCUUCAAGCCAUUCACGCCCACCUCACCACCGCCGCUGCCGACUCUGAGUCUCUUCUCCGGCCAAACCUCACCGCCGGCGAGUUCGUUUCCGAGCAAGGGUACAGUGUGGUGCUUCCAGAGAAAUUACAGACAGGAAAGUGGAAUGUAUACAGAUCUGCACGCUCCCCAUUGAAGCUUGUUAGUAGAUUCCCUGAUCAUCCUGAAAUUGGUACACUGCAUGAUAAUUUCGUGCACGCAGUUGAUACUUUCCGAGAUUACAAAUAUUUGGGAACACGAAUUCGGGUUGAUGGAACAGUUGGAGAAUACAAAUGGAUGACAUAUGGAGAAGCAAGUACUGCACGGUCAGCAAUAGGUUCUGGCCUAAUUUAUCAUGGAAUACCAAAGGGUGCUGGCAUUGGGUUGUAUUUUAUCAACAGACCUGAGUGGCUCAUUGUUGAUCAUGCUUGCUCUGCAUAUUCGUACAUAUCAGUUCCUUUAUAUGACACUCUAGGUCCAGAUGCUGUCAAGUACAUUGUAAAUCAUGCUGUUGUACAAGUUAUAUUUUGUGUGCCUGAAACGUUGAAUAGUUUGUUGAGCUUCUUGGCGGAUAUUCCAACUGUACGCUUGAUUGUGGUUGUUGGCGGUAUAGAUGAUCGAAUACCAUCACUUCCAUCAUCAACUGGAGUGAAGGUUGUAACAUAUUCAAAAUUGCUUAGUCAGGGCAAUAGUAGUCUUCAGCCUUUUUUCCCACCAGAACCGGAAGAUGUUGCAACAAUAUGCUACACAAGUGGUACAACUGGCACCCCAAAGGGAGCUGUAUUGACACAUGGAAACUUGAUUGCAAAUGUUGCUGGGGCCACUAUGGCUAUCAAAUUCUACCCGUCUGACGUCUACAUAUCAUAUCUUCCUUUGGCGCAUAUUUAUGAACGUGCUAACCAGGUCAUGACAGUAUAUUUUGGGGUUGCUGUUGGAUUCUACCAAGGGGAUAGUUUGAAGCUAAUGGACGAUAUGGCUGCUCUAAGACCUACCAUCUUCUGCAGUGUUCCUAGGCUGUAUAACAGAAUAUAUGCUGGAAUUACAAAUGCAGUAAAGACAUCCGGUGUGCUGAGGGAGAGGCUAUUUACUGCUGCUUACAAUGCCAAGAAGCAAGCAUUAUUAAGUGGCAAAAAUCCAUCUCCCAUGUGGGACAGAUUGGUAUUCAAUAAGAUAAAGGCUAAGCUAGGAGGACGGGUUCGUUUUAUGGCAUCAGGUGCUUCACCCUUGUCUCCUGAUGUCAUGGAAUUUUUGAAGAUAUGCAUUGGUGGUGAAGUAAGUGAAGGAUAUGGAAUGACGGAGACUUCUUGUGUUAUUAGUUCUGUGGAUGGGGGUGACAACCUAUAUGGCCAUGUUGGCUCUCCUAAUCCAGCUUGUGAAAUAAAACUUGUUGAUGUACCAGAGAUGAACUACACGUCUGAGGAUCAACCCUAUCCUCGUGGUGAAAUCUGUGUCAGGGGUCCUAUUAUUUUCCAAGGCUAUCACAAAGAUGAAGUGCAGACGAGAGAAGUGGUCGAUGAAGAUGGAUGGCUUCAUACUGGAGAUAUUGGGCUGUGGUCACCGGGGGGUCGUCUGAAAAUCAUUGAUAGGAAGAAGAACAUUUUCAAGUUGGCACAAGGAGAGUAUAUAGCUCCAGAGAAAAUUGAGAAUGUUUAUGCCAAGUGCAAGUUUGUUGCCCAGUGCUUUGUCCAUGGUGACAGCCUAAAUUCUUCUUUGGUAGCAAUUGUGUCAGUUGACCCAGAUGUCUUGAAAGCAUGGGCUGAUUCUGAAGGCAUUAAGUAUCAAGAUUUAGGGCAACUGUGCAAUGACCCUAGAGCAAGGGCAGCUGUAUUGGCUGAUAUGGAUGCUGUUGGCAGGGAAGCUCAGGCAAGUUUGAGAGGUUUUGAAUUUGUGAAAGCUGUGACACUGGUGCUUGAACCAUUCACGAUAGAGAAUGGUCUGCUCACUCCAACAUUUAAGAUCAAGAGACCUCAAGCGAAGGAAUACUUUGCAAAAGAGAUAUCAACUAUGUAUUCGGAGCUCUCGACUUCUGAUCCCGCCCCUUCAAAACUUUAA